AUCGUUAAACUGGAGUCUCUGUAUAUAAUAAAAGCUUUAAUUAUGACUCAUUUAUGUGUUUUUGCAUAACAAUCGAUAGAAAAAAUAUAGGUUAAGAUCUCAGUGGUAUUGUGUUCGGUUCGGAGUGAUAUAAAAAUAUAUUAAGAAUAGAAAUGUAUCAGCGGGGUGUUAUAUUAGCUGCACGCAAAUGCCGAAAGUACAUACAAUGGAACACAUUUAUAAGACAUACAAAACAAUAAGCUUGCCUUAAAUUGUUUUUUAAAAGUAGAUUUUUUACAUGAAUCUCGUAGAACUUAGUGUAAGUGUAAUAUGAAGUGAUUGUCGCAUAGUGUUGACAUUAAAGUGAGUGUCCGAUGGUUGAUGGUGUGAACGGGGCCAACAUGUCUGACGAAGAGGAUUCCUCGCCCGAUCGGGCUUUGGUGCCCACCAACAAUGUACCAGUGCUGGGCAUCAAGCGUCUCAAGCAGAUCGAGACGAUGUUCAUGUCGCGUCGUCUCCAGGCGCCGAGGACCCACGGCCUCAGCGUCGAGACCCUGGUCGACAUGCUGUUGGUGCUGUACGAUGAGUGCUGUAACAGCAGCCUUAGGAGAGAGAAGGCUGUCGCCGAUUUUAUAUCAUAUGUUAAACCAGUGGCGACGGCGCUGAAGAGGCUGCGGCUAUCUCGAGAUGACUUCGAGCUGGUCAAAGUCAUCGGGCGCGGUGCCUUCGGGGAGGUCUGCGUUGUUCGGGCUUCGUUCAUGCAGGGCACAGAUGUGGGCGGCAACAUGGCGGUCGCCACCGCGGGCACCACGGGAACUGGAGAGCGGGUUUACGCCAUGAAAAUACUCAACAAGUGGGAAAUGCUUAAGAGGGCAGAAACGGCAUGUUUUCAAGAGGAACGCGACGUGUUGGUGUUUGGCGACCGGCGGUGGAUAACGAACUUGCACUACGCUUUUCAGGAUGAACACAAUUUAUACCUGGUAAUGGAUUACUACUGCGGCGGCGACCUGCUCACGCUGCUGUCGAAGUUCGAGGACCGCCUCCCCGAGGACAUGGCCAAGUUCUACAUCGCAGAGAUGGUGCUCGCGAUACAGAGCGUACACGAACUGCGAUAUGUACACAGGGACAUCAAACCAGACAACGUGUUAUUAGACGCGAGCGGUCACAUCAGACUCGCUGACUUCGGUUCAUGUCUACGACUAGGCGAUGAUGGCAAGGUACAAAGUAACGUAGCAGUCGGCACGCCAGAUUACAUAUCACCAGAAAUAUUGCGGGCUAUGGAAGACGGCCAGGGUAGAUACGGACCGGAAUGCGAUUGGUGGUCGUUAGGAGUGUGCAUGUACGAGAUGCUGUUCGGCGAGACCCCGUUCUACGCGGAGUCGCUGGUGGAGACCUACGGCAAGAUCAUGAACCACGCGCGCUCCUUCCACUGCCCGCCGCCCGACGAACACGCCGCACAGGUGUCAGAAGAGGCUAAGGAUCUCAUCCGCAGACUGAUAUGCUCAUCGGAAAGUAGAUUAGGAAAAAAUGGACUUCAAGACUUUAAGAACCACCCGUGGUUCGCGAACCUGGACUGGGAGAACCUCCGCGAGAUGCAGGCGCCCUUCGUACCGGACGUGUCCAGCCCCACCGAUACAUCCAACUUUGAUGUCGACGAUACCGAUAUCAGACUGUCGGAGGCGGUCCCGCCGCCGUCGGCGUCGGCGGCGUUCUCGGGGCUGCACCUGCCGUUCGUGGGCUUCACGUUCACGGCGGGCUCGCGCCUGUGCGACCUGGGCGCGCCCGCCGCGCCGCUCAGCCCCGCCAAGAACGCGCCCAGCCAGGCACCAUCUAAUGCGGGCGACCGCGCGGCAUUAAAGGCCUUGGAACGUGAGAACGCGCUGCUGGCGCAGACCAUCGCAGAGUUACGGGCAGGCGGGGCCGCCGUACACAUGGGCAGCGAUGAACUAAUACAACUGAAGGAUGAACUGGCAACACUAUCAAAGAGGAAUUCGGACCUCGAGGCGCAAGUCAGGUGUUACGAACAACUCAACACUGGUAUUACAACACAGGAUAUGCCAGCGACACCGCAGGAGAUGGCAACUCGUAUUCGUGAAAUGGAAGUCAUUAUACAAGCACUGAACCUCGAGAAGGAAGAACUGAUGAAAGACAAAAUUGACUCCACAGAGAAGCUUAGGUUGCAGGACAAAGAACUGAAAGACGCGCUGUCGCAACGUAAGCUCGCGAUGACUGAAUAUAACGAGGUUACUGAGCGACUGUCCGAACUGAGGCAGCAGAAACAGAAACUGUCGCGGCAGGUGCGCGACAAGGAGGAGGAGUUGGAGGUGGCGAUGCAGAAGAUAGACGCGCUGCGGCAGGACAUCCGCCGCGCGGAGAAGGGCCGCCGCGAGCUGGAGGCCAGGGUCGACGCCGCCGUGGCCGAGGCUACCAAGGAGCGCAAGCUGCGCGAGGAGGGCUCGCGCGCGGCCCGCGGGGAGGGCGUCGCGCCGGCGGCUGACGUGGCCCGUCUGCAGGCCGAGGUCGACACGCUGGAGAUGCAGUACAAGGAAUCGUUAGCCCAGCAGCAGGCCCGGUUCGCGGCUGAGUUGGCCGCGCUUAACGACCAGCUGCAAGAAGGCGACGCUUUACGUAACGUUCUCAAUAGAGAGCUGCAAACAUCGAAGGAGAAGCUAGAAAGCCGUCGUCUCGAACAGCUGAGCGACAGCGAGGACAAACAGAUGCUCAUCAACGAGAACCGCAAGCUGGCGAAGGACCUCGACGCUGUGAAUAACAAACUCGCUGAAAACGGUAGAAGAUGGCAAGCGGAGAGGAGACAGAUGGAGAUUGAGUUGGAAGAGUUGAGAGCGAAGAGAGAUACCAUGCAGCACUGGGAGACACAGGUCAGUGAUAUAGCCGACAUCAUCCGAUGGGUGGCUGAUGAGAAGGAGGCUCGCGGCUACCUGCAGGCCCUCGCUACUAAGAUGACUGAGGAAUUGGAGUAUCUUAAACAUGCGAGCGCGUCCCGCUCGUCGCUGGUGGUCCCUGCGAGCGCGGGCGCGGCGGCGGGCGCGGCGGUCCCGGACGCGCGCGGCGCCACGGGCGGCUGGCGCAACCGGCGCUCGCAGAAGCUGGACAAGAUGGAGAUCCUCACGCUGCAGUCCUCGCUGCACUCCGAGAUACAGGCCAAGCAGGCCGUGGGCGAGGAGCUCAGCCGCACGCGCGCAGAGCUGCUCGCCAGCCAGAGUUACAUUCCGUCAUCGAGUCGCGACCCACCCAAGGAGUUAAUCGAGACCCGCCAGCGGUUAGACUCGCUCGCCCACGACAUGAAACGCAAAGAGCAGCACAUCAGAGACAUGCAGGCGCGACUCGACGCCCCGCACCAGCCCGGCAACUCCUUCUUGGACCGGCCGCCGUCACAAAUGAGCUACCUAGACCAAUUCCUAAAGGAAGCGCCUACGGAACGACACUACGAUAAUGUGGCUUCUAUCAAUGAACAGAAGAUGUCGCCGCACUACCGUUACAGAAACCAGCAUUGUUGCAAUGCAAAGUUGAUGUACGGGUCGCAGCAGUCGGCGGCGUUGAGUGGCUCCGUGGAGUUGCAAGACGAGCUGGAGCCUCGGGCCUCGUCGCCGGCCUCCAGUAAAAGUUCGCCGAGUGAAAUGUCCACUGAUCCAUCAUUAGGUCCCUCCGUGCCGGGCAAGCAGAAGGUUCACCAGUUCUUGGUGCGAACUUUCAGUAGUCCAACGAAAUGCAAUCACUGUACGUCGCUCAUGAUCGGUCUCACCCGCCAAGGCGUGGUGUGCGAGACGUGCGGGCUGGCGGUGCACACGUGGUGCUGCGCGCGCGUGGCGCCGCGCUGCCCGCUGCCCGCCGAGCGCUCGCGCCGCCCGCUCGGCAUCGACCCCGCGCGCGGCCAGGGCACCGCCUACGAGGGAUACGUCAAGGUACCGAAACCGGGUGGCGUGAAGAAAGGCUGGAUGAGACAGUUCGUGGUCGUUUGCGACUUCAAACUGUUUCUUUACGACAUAUCACAAGACAGAAACGCGUUACCAUCGGUAUGCGUGAGUCAAGUUCUAGACAUGCGCGAUCCAGAGUUCAGCGUGGCUUCAGUCAAGGAGUCGGACGUCAUACACGCCAGCAAAAGGGACAUACCUUGUAUAUUUAGGAUAUCAACGUCACAACUAGAAGGCGGCAAGCGAUCACACACGCUAAUGCUGGCCGAGUCAGAAUCGGAAAAGACGAAAUGGGUGGUCGCGCUCAGCGAACUGCAUAGGAUACUCAAGAGAAACAACUUGCCGGACAAAUGUGUAUACGCGGCGUGCGUGCUGCUGGACACGACGGCGGCGGCGGCGGUGCGCAACGCGCUGUGCGCGUGCGUGCUGGAGCGGGGCCGCGUGUGCAUCGGCGGCGAGGCGGGGCUGGCGCUCGUGGACCUGGAGCGCGCCGAGCUCACGCCGCGCCGCGCGCACGCGCCCGUCGCCACCAUCGCCUACGUGCCGCACGAGCAGCUGCUAGUGGUGAUAGCCGGCCGCGGUCGACACGUCCGCCUGGUCCCGAUCCGCGCGUUGGAAUGCGCCGAGGUUGAGUGUGUGAAGCUGGCCGAGAGUAAGGGCGCGCUCGCUCUGGCCGCUGGCCCGCUGUCGCACGCCGCGCAUGGCUUCGCCGUGCUGUGUAAACGACAGAACGCGUACGUGGUGAACGUGUACGAGAUCACGCGCACGGCGGCGCGGCGCGUGCGCGUGGCGGAGCUGCGCGCGUGCGGCGCCGUGUGCAGCGUGCAGCUGGCGGGCGCGCGCCUGCUGCUGGGCUACCGCGGGGGCUUCGCCGCGCACGCGCUGCCCGACCCGCGCCGCCCGCAUCUCGACCAGCCCGCGCAGUCGCUAGUCCACCCGGAGAACCAGGUGAACCUGUUCCUGUCGCACUCGGGCGCGCGGCCGCUGGGCUGCGCCCCCGUGCCCAACUCCAGCGACACGCUGCUCGUGUUCAACUCGCUGGCGCUGUACGUGGACAGGAACGGACACCGCGCCAGGGACACCGAGCUCAUGUACACUGCGCAUCCGACGCAUCAUGCGAUAAACGAUUCCCAUUUGUUAAUAUUCACCGCGACGCAUAUAGACGUGUACGACAUCGAGACAGGGGACUGGGUGCAGACUAUGAAUAUACCAAACGCCCGGCCGCUAGACGAGACGGGCUGGAUAUGUUGCGUGGGCGGCGGCAGCGGGAACGGGUUCCCCUUCACAAGCGACGCCGCGCCUUUCAUCAUAUACUUGAGGCCGCUGUUGACACAUCCGCGAGCGUCAGACCCGCCGAUCGCCGUCGACACAUCGUUAUGGGGCACCAAGAGACGGUUUUCCAUCAGGGAGCAGUCACACCAAGCGAUAGAGGCGCAUAACAGAUUGUCUGAGCGUCGCUCGCGCCUGAUCUCGGCCCCCACGAACUUCGCGCACCUGUCGCACAUGGGCCCGGGCGACGGCAUCCGCUCGCAGCGGCUGCUGGACCUGCCCACGACGCUGGAGACGGCGGACGACGCGCCGCGCCUGGGCUCGCGCGACAGCAGCAAGCGCGCCUCGCCGCUCACCGUCUCGCACGCCACCGGCUCCUACAACGGUUCAUGGCGAAGUGGGGCCAGACUGCAGGCGGGUGAAGCGCCGCCAUCACCACCCUCACCGCACCAUCAUAGACCUAUGGACAGGUCGAUAGGCGGCGGGUCUCAAGGCAGCGGGUCACUGUUGCUGGAACGGUCGAUAACUCCUCUCAGUCUCGGCAGCAUGAGCUCGCUGCACGAUGUACUUAAGGUGGGCACGGAGAUGUGCGAGCCUCUCCACUCGGAGGACAGCAGCUGCGGGGCCUCGCCGCCGCAUCCGCUGGAUCCCUGAUGAAACCGACACAACUCAACGUGGACGCUAGACAUGUCCCGUUUGUACGCUUGCUUCUGUUGAGGAGUGUCGCGCUGUCAGCUGCGGACUGCUCGCGGCUCACUAUCGUAUGCGCUUUGUUUGUGUAUUACUGAGUAGGCGGGCUUUUGUGAGGAAUGUAAACACAUUCAUGAGGGAUUAUUAUGUAAGAUUUUAUUUUGAUGCCUCUUAUGUACAAACAAUUUUCAUUGGAAUAGUUUAAACUGUGUCAAGUAUGUUAUAAUUACUUAUAUGAUGGUUUCAUAACAAAUCUUUUGGUUAAAUUAAAUAUAAAUAAUAAAUUCAAAACUUUGGCAUUGAAAUGACGAAUAAUGAUGAAUUUUUGACCAUAAAUUUAUAAAACCACAAAACACAAACUUAAAGUUUUUGUCUUAUUUCAAGUAAAGACAAAUAUGAUGAAAAAUUAUCAUACAAUAAAAUCAUAAAAACAAGCAAUGUGUUAAUAUCCCUCACACAAACCUGCAUAAAUUAUCAACAUAAUUUGGUUCCUAAAAAUAUAUAUGAAAGAUUUAUUUCGCAAUCUUAAUGAAAUUAUUUACGAGAACAAUUAAUGUGUAAUUAUAAUGUUUUUCUGCAUGACAAGUAAUGAGAACCUUCCAGUAAGCGAUAAUAACAAAUUUAAUAGAUAAUGUUAAGGUGUGUGCACACUAGUCGCGUAUUAGGAUAGAUUAAAAAAGAAUAAAAAAUUAUCAUUGACUGUCCUUAGACUAGUCGAUCUAUGCUUUGGAGAUAUCGGUAAAAAAAUACAUGUAAAUAUAAAUACAGUUUUUACCGGUAGCUCGUUUUUCUUAUGAAUUUUACUUAUGAUAUAUCGAUUUUAAUUAGAUAUGGCUUCAUUCGUUUAUUUCUAUUUCUUUUUAUAUCUAUACCUAAUACCGACUCUGUGUACGCAACUUAGAGUUAAGUCCCACUGAAAUAUUAAAAACGAAUGGCUGAUCGUUACAUAUUUAGCAAUAUGAACCUUAUUUACAAGUCACGUAACGUCUAAAUUCAUACAAACUUAACCAACCAAGAAUCAGAGUAUACAAACUACAAAUGUAUGUCAACUUUCCGUGCUGUUACAUAAAGUUCAAAAUGCCUUGAUAUAUGACUACGGUUAUUCGUCCUCUUAAUAUUCCAGUGUGAUGUAUCUCUAAUCUAGUUAGAAUGAGACCCGAUGUGGCUUGUAGGUCAAUUAGACACACCUAGCGACAUAUUUUAUAACAAGCGUUACUUAUAUUUCAUAGAUGUUAGUUUAAAAGGUAAAUAAACUUGUCUAUUGUGGUAUAGACAAUAAAUUGAUUGUUUAUGGACUUAGUUCUGUAAUAAACGAUCGAGUUUUUACAUUUAAACAGACAUACAUUAGCUGACUAAUAAAAAUAGGGUUUUAAUACUUUCCGAUUGCUUCUAAAUCCCAGUUUUUUUAUAAAUAAUUAACAACUAACAAUUUUUUAUGAAAAAGUACAAAUAUUUAAAUAAACUUUAAACUAACAUCAAUGAAUGCUGUAUAAUAUAUAAACAUACAAAUAGCUGUAGAACAUUAUUAACCAAAUUGUAAUUAAUUGCGACUUAUUUUAAUACUCUAUACGCCAUCUUGAUGACGUAACAUCCGCCGAUAGAACCUGAACGGUUUAUAAGAAUUUAUAAUAUUAUAUCAUAAUAUUAAAAAUGAACAAUUUAUAGUAAAUGUCCUUUUGUGACGAUGCUCUAAUUUAAAGCCAAAUCUUUCGUUUAAUUGUGAAUAUUGUUUGAAAUUUAUUAAAAAAAAGUAACUUAUAUUUUUUUAUUUGGUGCAAUGAGCAUGUGCUGUUACCUUUUUGAAUAGGAUUGUGGAAAUGAGACAGCAUGUUACUCUGCAAGUAGCGUCGUCUUGCUCACACAAAGCCAAAUCUCACUUUAAAAGUCAUAAUACAUAUAUACAUUAUUUAUUAUAAAUUAUGCUUCAAACUUUGAGACAUGACUAUUAUAAACAAAAAAUAUUGUUCCUAUUUUUGUGGUAGAAAAUUUCAUCAAAACAUAUCUCUCGGACUCAAAAGUUAGAUAUUUCGAAACAAUGUUCACGAUUAACUUGAUUAUAUAAAACACUGCCAUUCCUGUACAGGUAGUCAGUUGUUACGACGAGAUAUUGCACUUGUGAAGUACUGUGUGUUGAAUACUGAUGAUUCUGACUGAAAAAAUCAUCAUAAUGGCUGGACAAAAAUGUUUGCAAAUGAAUAGGAAUGUGUUCCAUUGUGGAGAGACUUAAACUAACAAACAGCUCUCACGAAAUGCUUUUAGUACAGCUUUGUUUCUAGUUUAUCGAUAAUAGUUACCUAUUUAGCUAAAACAAAACAUUUAGCACAAAUUUAGAUCAUUACUUAUUAUGUGCCUCAAUAUAUCAUAAACUGAUAACUAUUAAAUGCGUCUAUUAAUGAAAGAAACAAUAAUUUCCAUGUUUAAUAUCGAAUCGAUUUAUUUCACAAAUGCACUUCUCGUUGUGAUAAUCAAUAGAUUUUGGUACCAAUCGUACGCGUACCUAUCUGUUAAUAUCUUCCCGACUAUUCGUAUUAUCGCUUAUCUAAUAAACAACCGAAGCGUUAUGUAAAUA
Messenger RNA from Trichoplusia ni (cabbage looper), 8439 nucleotides. It is a transcript of the gene gek, whose product is annotated as serine/threonine-protein kinase Genghis Khan. The record is from RefSeq and is a predicted model, not a curated record. Gene Ontology annotation, molecular function: ATP binding; protein serine/threonine kinase activity. The transcript has 47 exons. NCBI's taxonomy places the organism in Eukaryota, Metazoa, Arthropoda, Insecta, Lepidoptera, Noctuidae. Gene Ontology annotation, biological process: actomyosin structure organization; peptidyl-threonine phosphorylation. The coding region runs from base 354 to 5834 and encodes 1826 amino acids. Gene Ontology annotation, cellular component: cytoskeleton; cytoplasm.